UAUAUUAUCUUAUCAAUACAUGUACAAUUGCAUGAUUUAUAUUAUUAGAUUUACCAAAUAACUCAAAUAUUGCUUAUCAUCUUAUCUGGAGUACAACUGAUAUGAUAUGAAAUAUGGAAAGUAAGCAACAAGCACCAGCAGAUCACUAACAGAAUCCAAAUCAAUCGCAUACCGAGGACUUGUGGCAUUAAAAACCACAUACUAUAUACAAAGUAUUGGGGAUAAGCUAAGUCACCAUGCCUUUUUUUACACCAUCAAGAGUUGCAAAAAUUGCAUAUAAUGUUGGCGCAAAAGUUGUGGACCCAGAGGGAUCUGCCAAAGCUGCAGAAAAUGAACAAAUUCGUAAGCAGGAAAAGAAGGACAUGAGGGCAGAUUUUAAGGCACAGAAGAAAGAAAUGAAGGGGAACAGAAGAGGCAGGGGCCAGGCCGCAGCACCAAGUCAGCCUCCAGCUGGAUAUGGGUACCCACAGCAAGGUUACUAUCCCCAGCCAGGUUAUGGAGGCUAUCCUCAGCCCCAACAAGGUGGUUACCCCCCUCCCCAACAAGGCACAUACCCCCAGCCUCAGCAAAGUAGAUAUCCACCUCCCCAACAAGGUGGAUAUUACCCCCCUCAAUCAGGUUAUGCACCCCAGGGACCACCACAGAGAGGACCACAGGCAGCUUACCCAGGUUACCCUGGCCCUCCACCAGCAUAUGCCAAUGCUUCAGCACCACCACCAUACUAAUGGGAUAAAAAUAAUGCUCCAAACUUUG
This is a messenger RNA of Lingula anatina, 753 nucleotides long. RefSeq lists its product as uncharacterized. NCBI's taxonomy places the organism in Eukaryota, Metazoa, Brachiopoda, Lingulata, Lingulida, Lingulidae. The record is from RefSeq and is a predicted model, not a curated record.